UCACCAGUUAGACUCCCUGUCCUCUCCCUCCUCCCCACUGCUCAUUCUCUUGGUUGUAGGUGGGAUGCUCUCGGUAGAACAGCUGAGUUUGUGGUUGAGCCGGUCUCGGAUACUGACCCAGAAUGAGGGAGCUCCUGCUGUUACCUUGUCUUGCUUCGAUUCAACAAAAGACAGAAAAACAAUGGAAUCUCUGUUGUUAUUCGUUUACAUCAUCUGCGAUGUCGUUUAAAAAAGCGGUCUGAAUCCUUUUUCCUUUCCUUAUUUUUCUCGUUGUUGUUUUUUUUCUUAACAGUAGCAGCUACAGCAAGAGAUUAGGGAAAUCAGAUAACGAGCACUGCACACUCCCCAGGCGUCUGCAAACAGGUGUUUCCAUCCUAUGACUGCGCAGCGAGCUUCAUUCACGACUACCAUGUGUGCGACCAUGUAGUUUAGCGGAAAACUGCUCACCAAACUGUAUUUGUGCGUAUUUGUUGUGAUACCGAGAAAAUGAUACAUUCGGAAGAAGAUGCAAUGUGCUGUGACCAAAGUCUUUGUACAGCUUCGGAUGGAACGUUUGCUUUUUAUCCUUUUCGUUACGUUUCACUUUUUUCUCGAGGCUGCCACGGACAGUGUCUGAAAAGCGACUAAAUCAAUGAUCAAAAUGAUCCAUGUGGACAUCAUCUAGCCAUCUUCGCUGCACCCCUGGGACUAUUCCAUUUUCACUAUAGUGCACUUUGAAAGCUCUAUAGUAGCCUAAAUUUAACACAUCGUUGUUGUUGCAUCGGAUUCUGGACAUUUCCCCUCAGAAUCCAAUCUCUUGGAUUCAAAGGGGGUGAUAUCUUCCCCGUUUCUCUGGAAGUUUUUCCCCCAGAGAGCUGCCAAACUGGCUAUGGCGGCAGCGAUUGCCAGCUCCCUCAUAAGGCAGAAAAGGCAGGCGAGGGAGCGGGAGAAGUCUAAUGCCUGCCGCUGCGUUAGCAGCCCCAGUAAAACUAAAGGAAGCUGUGAAAAACCAAGUCGACUGAACGUUUUUUCACGAGUCAAACUCUUUGGUUCCAAGAAAAGGCGAAGGAGACGACCAGAGCCCCAGCUGAAGGGGAUUGUGACGAAACUCUACAGUCGACAAGGUUUCCACCUGCAGUUGCAGGCAGAUGGAACCAUUGAUGGAACAAAGGAGGAGGACAAUGGUUACACCAUGUUCAACCUUAUUCCAGUGGGGCUACGAGUUGUGGCCAUCCAGGGGGUGCAGACCAAACUCUAUCUGGCUAUGAACAGUGAGGGCUACCUGUACACAUCGGAACACUUUACACCGGAGUGCAAAUUCAAGGAGUCAGUGUUCGAGAACUAUUAUGUGACAUACUCCUCCAUGAUAUACCGGCAGCAGCAGUCGGGCAGGGGCUGGUACCUCGGUCUAAACAAGGAAGGAGAAAUCAUGAAGGGGAAUCAUGUCAAGAAGAACAAGCCAGCAGCCCACUUUCUUCCCAAACCUCUAAAAGUUGCAAUGUACAGAGAGCCAUCUCUCCACGACUUGACAGAGUUCUCCCGCUCUGGCAGUGGCACACCCACCAAGAGUCGGAGUGCCUCAGCAGUCCUCAACGGAGGGAAAGCUGUGAGCCAGAACGAAUCAACGUAGCCUGGUAGCCCAACCCAGGCCUGGGGCCGAACCGUGAAACCUUACCUCUAGCAGAGCAUGAAUCCAAGCAGACUUGUUUCUCCGAUCAGCGGUUCAGGACUAGCUAGGACAACAAAUCACACAUAAACAACCAGACAGCGUCAAUCAAAAGCACCUAUCAUCCUGGUCGGUCAUCAUCAAAACAGUAUCAACAGUAAGAAACUUAACAGCACAUAGAUCAUUCUGGACUUAAGGAACUGAUUAAAACGUUAUUUUUGGGCUUGAGGUUUAUUGACGACCUUAGACACUCUAUUUUUGUGAUGAUUGCAUACCAGUUAGCUCAUUUUUAUCUUAUUUUGGUAAUUAAUUUACUGUGCACAGUAAGUUUUCUUCAUGCAGACACCAAGCCCGCGUGCAUCUGUUAGACAGGGACGGGAAGUUAGACAUGCAGGUGUUCAGGGCAGUCAGUAAUGGUGCUGGUCUACAAGGUUGCAGUGGUACCGUACAAGCCCUGAUCUCUGUCUCAUCCAUGCUUCUGUGAAUACAAAGCCUAUAAACUCCCUGGUAUGGUACAGCCUAGUGCUACUGAGACUGUGGCCAGCCAGAUGGUAGCUCUCCUGCGUCCUAGUGCACACGCUCAGAGACUGAGCUCCCUAGCAUGGGAAAAUGAAGCCUAUGUACAACUGACCUGAGAUAUAAAGGGCAGUGUGGCUCUCUUGCAGUUUUACCUUUUCCUUUAUUUUAUUUUUUUAAAAUUUGGAGAUGCCACAGCUGCACCUUAGUUUUUGCUAAUUUUCUGAAUUAGCUGUGAGAUUUUGUUUAAUAACUGAUUAUGUUCCUUCUUGUUCUCUUCCCUUGCCAUCGUUAAGCAUUUGCAUCUUUGUUCAUUAAUGAAAAAUGGUUCCAGCAAACCAAAGACAGAAAAAGAGUGUCCCUUUAAGCCGCUGAAAGCCAAGUCAGUAUAAAAGCAAAGCUGGAUCUUUUUGUUUUUUAUUGUACAUUUUUGAUGAGAGAAAGCAAAGGUUUGUGAAAAAAAUAAAAAAGGCAAAGGAAGUGAUUUUAACCACUUUGGAGUUGGCAGCGUGCUUGACGUGCUUUUUGAUGAUACACUCGAUGACUGAGGUAUGAAAUGACUAUCCUGUGUCCCCAUUCCCUUCUGUUACCACAGUGUCACAAUGUCUCUAGCUCUUGUCCUCGUAAUCGGUUCCUCCCUUUGUGCUUGUGUCAUACUUCGAAACCCCAGCCAUCCUUUUUUGUCGACUUCUAUUGACUGAUACACUUCACCAUAGGAUGGUGAAUGACCCUUCCCAGGAUGCUUGUUAUGUGUUUGAGUAACUUAUUGUGGUGACAAUAUUUUCUAUAUUAAAAAAAAUACUGUGGACUUUUAGGUGGCUUAACAUUUUAUAGGACACGUCAUAUUUGUAAAAGUGAAGAAAAAAAAAGAUAAAGUCAUACAAAAAUUAACAUCUUCCCUUUCUUGCACUGGGCAUGUACAAACACAUAUGUACAAAAAGGACCCUUUUGUGGGCUAUGUACGCUUCCCUUCAGCUACAUAACUUCCUUCUGGUACAUGCUUCUGGGAGACUUUCUUUUCUUGGUUUCCUCUGGAGGUGGUCUUUAUUAGGUGAACCUAUCUGUUGCAUGGGAGAAGGCAGGGAAAUUCUGGUCUAGAGCUGCAUGAUGUAGGCUAUGUGUAUUAACCCAUGUUGGAUCAUGUGUUCCAAACUACCAGACAGAUACUCUGAUAAAACAACAUAUACAGGCAGAUAUUGUGGCUGUCUGAUAACUUCCAGUUGUUUAUUAUUUGUUGUAUACACAAAAAUGCA
Pelmatolapia mariae (spotted tilapia) is the source of this 3414-nucleotide messenger RNA. It is a transcript of the gene fgf13a, whose product is annotated as fibroblast growth factor 13a. The record is from RefSeq and is a predicted model, not a curated record. Lineage: Eukaryota; Metazoa; Chordata; Actinopteri; Cichliformes; Cichlidae. The coding region runs from base 869 to 1609 and encodes 246 amino acids. Gene Ontology annotation, molecular function: growth factor activity; sodium channel regulator activity. Gene Ontology annotation, cellular component: cytoplasm; nucleus. The transcript is spliced from 5 exons. Gene Ontology annotation, biological process: regulation of voltage-gated sodium channel activity.